Lobosporangium transversale is the source of this 834-nucleotide messenger RNA. Its product is annotated as small subunit of acetolactate synthase-domain-containing protein. Gene Ontology annotation, molecular function: acetolactate synthase regulator activity. The transcript is spliced from 2 exons. Gene Ontology annotation, cellular component: mitochondrial nucleoid; acetolactate synthase complex. The annotation marks the transcript as partial. NCBI's taxonomy places the organism in Eukaryota, Fungi, Mortierellomycota, Mortierellomycetes, Mortierellales, Mortierellaceae. Gene Ontology annotation, biological process: branched-chain amino acid biosynthetic process. The record is from RefSeq and is a predicted model, not a curated record.
CGUCAAUCCUCAUCGUCGACUUCCGCCAUUUCUUACAAGCGAUCUCACCCUCACAAGCGCCAUCCUGCAUUGACAUCAGAUUAUUUACACCCAGCACCACCCUCAGCAGAAGAGGCAGUAUCCAACAUUUUGUACAAUACCCCACCGAUUGGACACCGUGUCACGAAACAGCGACAUAUUUUUAAUUGUCUUGUCCAGAACGAACCUGGUGUCUUGAGUCGCGUUUCAGGGAUCCUGGCAGGCAGGGGGUUUAAUAUUGACUCGUUGGUGGUAGCCAAGACAGAGGUUGCAGAUCUUAGUCGGAUGACAAUUGUUCUGAGAGGUGAAUCUGGCACCAUUGAGCAAGCCAGGAGACAACUUGAAGAUCUUGUGCCCGUAUGGGCAGUGUUGGAUUAUACUGGAUUCAAGGUUAUUCAACGCGAGCUGCUUCUGAUCAAGGUCUCGAUUUUGGGACCUGAGCACGUCCGUGCUCAGAUGAACUCACGUUCCCCCAAUUGGCAACUUGUGCAGGAGGAGGCUGAAGAAGAGAUGACGCCUUCAAAUGCACUCCGUCAGACACAUGCUCACCUGAAGUCACUAACAGAGUUGACCAAGCUGUUCCAAGGCAAGGUUGUGGAUGUGAGCGGGGAUUGCAUUGUGAUUGAGCUGUCUGCAAAGCCAGAUCGUGUGGAUUCUUUCAUAAAGUUAGUCAAGCCUUUUGGUAUUUUGGAAGCUGCUAGAAGCGGUAUGAUGGCUAUGCCUCGCUCCCCUAUUUACGAUCGCCAUGACAAUGAAAUGGAGGAGCCCCAGGACGAAGGGUCUGGCGUUGAUGCAUCAUUGCUCCCACCAGGAUAG